Molecule: messenger RNA, 2639 nt
Organism: Bufo bufo (common toad)
Lineage: Eukaryota; Metazoa; Chordata; Amphibia; Anura; Bufonidae
Gene: VMP1
Product: vacuole membrane protein 1
Biological process (GO): Golgi organization; autophagy
Cellular component (GO): membrane; endomembrane system; endoplasmic reticulum
Source: RefSeq, a predicted model, not a curated record
ACAGAGACCAAGACGGCCUCCGUUUCCUCGCCUGGUAUGUCUCGCUUUGAUGACGCGAGAGGCCAGUAGGGGGCGCUGACUCGGAGCUGACGCGACUUCCGGUGGAGUGACCCGGCGAGUGUGACAGAUCUCUAGUUGGAGACAGAGGUGGAGGAGGAGGACUGAAGAGGACCUGUCCUUACGGUGUUUCAUUUAAUGUCUCAGAAGUGAAGGGCAGAUUAUAACUGUGUCCAACUGGAAGGCAUCUUUGAAGAAGCUGGUUGGAGUUUGUGAGCUUCUCACGUUCAGCUGACCUAUGAAAUGGCAGAGAAUGGCACUGAUUGUGAACAGAGGCGUGUUGGACUGGCUAAAGAGCAACACAACGGGAGCUUCACAGAUUCCAGUUUCCUGAACGAGAAGAAAAGGAGAGACCGCGAAGAGCGACAGAGUAUUGUUCUCUGGAGGAAGCCAUUCAUUACCUUGCAGUAUUUUUUCCUUGAAACCUUGAUAAACUUGAAGGAGUGGAGCUUAAAAUUAUGGCAACGUCGUGGGAUGGGAGGCUCACUAUUGCUCCUGCUUUCAGUUCUUACAAUAGCGUAUUAUAUUGAAGGAGAACAUCAACAGUAUGUACAGUAUGUUGAAAAGAGAAAUUUUUUAUGGUGUGCCUACUGGGUAGGCUUAGGCAUUCUGUCCUCUGUGGACUAGGAACAGGUCCUACACACCUUCCUUCUAUAUUUGGGUCCACACAUAGCUUCUGUGACACUUGCUGCUUAUGAAUGUAAUUCGGUUAAUUUUCCUGAACCUCCAUAUCCAGAUGAAAUUAUAUGUCCAGAUGAAGAAGCUGUAGAAGGAGGCAUUUCCUUAUGGGUGAUCAUCUCCAAAGUCAGACUGGAAGCCUGCAUGUGGGGUGCUGGCACUGCUAUCGGUGAACUGCCACCAUACUUCAUGGCCAGAGCAGCCCGUCUGUCAGGGGCAGAACCUGAUGAUGAGGAGUAUGAGGAAUUUGAGGAGAUGUUGGAACAUGCCCAGACAGCACAGGACUUUGCCUCACGCGCCAAGCUUGCAGUUCAAAAUCUUGUGCAGAAGGUUGGAUUUCUAGGGAUCUUGGCCUGUGCUUCAAUUCCAAAUCCAUUGUUUGAUCUGGCAGGAAUAACAUGUGGGCAUUUUCUUGUGCCCUUCUGGACUUUCUUUGGAGCCACUCUAAUUGGCAAAGCAAUAAUUAAAAUGCACAUUCAGAAGCUCUUUGUUAUCAUAACUUUCAGUAAGCACAUCGUGGAGCAGAUGGUGUCUUUAAUCGGGGCUGUUCCAAGUAUCGGACCUUCCAUACAAAAACCCUUCCAAGAAUAUCUGGAGGCUCAACGGAAGAAGCUUCACCACAAAACAGAGGCAGGAGCCCCGCAGAGUGAAAACUGGUUAUCGUGGGCGUUUGAGAAGCUGGUAAUCGUUAUGGUGAUUUAUUUUGUUCUUUCCAUCAUCAACUCCAUGGCACAGAGCUACGCCAAGCGUGUCCAACAGAAAAAGUUAUCUGUUGAGAAGACAAAAUAAGGGGAUGCACUCUGGGAUUAACUGGGAGGGUGAUAAAAGACAUAAUGCUACUAAACAGAACCUCAGUUGACCUGAUUUAACCGUUAAAUACAAAUCGGCGAAUUAAACUUUGGACAUUUUUAAAACAAAAUCUUUUUUUUUUCAAAAUCGUAUUAAAUUAUUUUUUUUUUUCUAAUUUUUCUUUUUCACGAUAUAAAAUGUUAACAGUUUAUGUGGAUAAGAGAUGUCUGUGUGGCAAAGUAAGGUAAAGUUUACUCUAUUUCCACCUUCUUCUUCUGGUGAAUGACUACUUUUUCUUUUUUCCUCCUAGUUCACAUCCUCCUGUGGCUCUUCAGCUACUGGGACUCUACCAACACUUGCAUGGUUUACCAACCUGUGGCUGGCAUGCAGGAUUGUGGUUCAGCAGUAACUGAACAGCCACACUGACUAUCUUUGCUUGAUCUCCUAUAAUGGAAGCACACCGGGGGUUUUGCAGAGCAUUACCUUAUGGGCUAUACUAGUUGGUGUGGAGUCUUGGCAGAUACCCGUGUCCUGGACUGGAUGACCAAUAUGCACUGUUAUUUUUGUCUCUGAUACUUAUUUAGUGUUGGGAAAGAUUAGUGCAUUGCUGUGCAUUGUGCUACCAGACUUAAGGGACUCCUUUACGGUUAAGAUUUUCUUGUCUACCUUCUGUAAGUAGGCAUUGCCUACGAUGCAAUGUCUACCCUAAACUGUGUGGAGAGGUUUCUGGAUAAGGUACUGACUCCAUGAUCAUCACACCAGCAUUAAGUAUUUCUUUGGGACAGAGUACAGUAAUAGUUAAUGUUUGCAUGUCUGCAGCUCCAUUGGACUCUCUCACUACAGAAAUCUUGACUUUAGAUAUAUAAAAAGAUAUAUGGAAUGAUGGGAGUGCUGACUAGCAAUACAACAUACUCAAAGAAAUAUUUUGUCUGGUGGGGUUUGUAGUCUAUACAGUUUGCCCUUACAGUCCGAGACAAACUGCUUAUUGAAACCAAUGCACACUGUUAAUAACCGUCCAGUUCUUUACAACUGACAACAUUCAUUUUUGUUUUUUAUUCUGUGUAUAUAUAAUGGAAAGUUGAAACUGAACUUUAUAAAGCCACCUUUGAUCAUUC